AUGGCGACCCCAAGAGAAGUUGCCGUUGCCAUUCCUGUGGUGCACACGCCGUCUCUUUCCAACGCGGCUGUCAGCUCGGGGGACUUGCGCGUCUACCUCGUCUCGUCACGCAAGCAUGAGGGUCGAUUCGUACUGCCCAAGGGCGGCGUAGAGCACGGCGAGUCGACACGUCAAGCUGCGGUUCGCGAGCUGUGGGAAGAGGCAGGUCUCAUCGCGGAUCCAUCUCCAUCCAACACCGUCUCUCGCUGUACACCGGAACAGCUCAUCGUCGACGACCACAAACCACACAAGCACAGCCCAGUCAAGCAUGCGCACGAGCCAGGAUUCGUCGCCCGCGCUCGCUAUUCCGCCCACGAACUGGUCCUCACCAAGCAACCCGCCGAGCAAUGGCCAGAAGCUCACGAACGAAGCAGGAAAUCUUUCACACUCCAAGAGGCGGCACGCGAACUCGAAUGGCGCAAAGAUGUACACUCCAUCUUCAAGACUUGGCUCGCCGGAAUCCCUUCCGCACCUUAG
This is a messenger RNA of Moesziomyces antarcticus, 516 nucleotides long. RefSeq lists its product as uncharacterized. Gene Ontology annotation, biological process: diphosphoinositol polyphosphate metabolic process; diadenosine pentaphosphate catabolic process; diadenosine hexaphosphate catabolic process. Gene Ontology annotation, molecular function: bis(5'-adenosyl)-pentaphosphatase activity; diphosphoinositol-polyphosphate diphosphatase activity; endopolyphosphatase activity. The record is from RefSeq and is a predicted model, not a curated record. Gene Ontology annotation, cellular component: cytoplasm; nucleus. Bases 1 to 516 code for a protein of 171 amino acids. Lineage: Eukaryota; Fungi; Basidiomycota; Ustilaginomycetes; Ustilaginales; Ustilaginaceae. The transcript has a single exon.